Racocetra persica is the source of this 141-nucleotide messenger RNA. Lineage: Eukaryota; Fungi; Glomeromycota; Glomeromycetes; Diversisporales; Gigasporaceae. The record is from the annotation of a GenBank genome assembly.
AUAAACAUGUUGGAGAAAAAAAACUUGGAACAUAUCUUUGCCAUAUUGUUAUUGCAACUAAAAUCGAUAUAUCUGGUUGUAAAAUAACAAAUCAAAGUGGAUGUAAAACAACAAUUCAAUUAUUAAAAUCAUUUGGUGCUA